GCCUUCGGAGGCAAGCCCUCCGUUGGGACAGAAGACUUGCAGCUGCAAGUCACACAAGAAAAUGGAGUUUAAACCCCUGACAUGCUAACGGAAGCAAGGUUAGCCAAAGAAGUUCUGAGAAGUUGCUUUUUUUAAUGCGUUUCAAAGGAGAUUUACAAGCUGCGUUCUGUAUUGGUUGGUAUAAACAUGGGGGGAAGCUUUAUCCAUUUUUAAUCAAGCCAGAUUAAACAGAAUAUAAGGAGGGGUGUUUUAAAAGGAUUCGAUUGUAGAUUUUGAAAGUAAACUGUGGAAUCAAAGACAUGUGGAGGUUGAGGGCUUUUACUCCCUACCUUGAACAUUUUGGCUUGAACAUUUUGUCUCCUAAUUGUCUGCCUUGAAAUGUGCUUUCAUUUUGGAAUUCUGUUGCUAAAUUGGGUUUGUUUUCAAAGGCACCUGUUGAAUUAAAAAAAAAAAGUAUAGAAAUAGUUGAAGGCAGCUGAAAAGAGGUGAAGCCAUUAUGAGUUACCAGAAUGCACUUGAGUUGAACAAGGGGCCACAGCUGGGGUCAAAGAGCCCCAGAGGAACAGGAAGUGUGGCCACAGAUGAAGACCACCACCCUGCCCUGCUUGAAAACCAGCUCUGUAUGGGCGACUUUCUCAAAAUACAGAGUGCUUUUGAGCCCUCAGAACCAUGUCAAACUAUUUGCAUGUCCAGAGAAGAGUUUAUGCAAAGAAUGACAGAGACUGUUGGUUGGGGCACAAAGGAAGAAUAUGGGGAGUUCUUUGACAAAGUGGAUGUGGCCCAAGAUGGCUUCGUUAGCUGGGACAAGUUGACUUCAUUUAUGCUCUUAGCACUUCAUGAGAACGAUGAACGAGCAAAGGCAACUGUGGUUCCCCAGUGGAAAGACCUUGAACUCCUUCCAACGAAACACAAGGACAUCAUUCAAAAAGUAAUUUUCUUGAAAAGUUCAAGUCAUUAUCUGACCAUCAGUAAAGAAGGUUUAUUAGGAAUCUGGGGAGAGAAUUUAAAGCUCCAAGAAACAUUUCCCAUCACUUCAGAUGCCACCAAGCUUAAACACCUGUGGGUGACAAGUAUGGUUUCUCUGGAAAAUAUAAACAAGAUAGCAGUGGCUUUUACGAGUAAAGAGAUUUGUUUCUAUGAUCUGCUGUCCAAAGGAGAAUUUCCUUGUCAGUAUAAACUCCAAGGCCUGAAGGGAACACCGAUUUGUAUGGAAUAUUGGUAUGACGUCCUUGAUGCCAAUGAAUCGAUUCUUUCUUUUGGGGACAUAACUGGAAAGGUUCAAGCAAUUGUUUUCACGACGGCCUUGAUUUCCCUGUUUGAGCGUCCCGCUAAUGCACAUGAAGACGAAGAAGCCACUGUGACUAUUAACUGGGCAGAGCUGCUCUCUGGAUAUCACAAAUGUUGCUAUAUAUUAGAGCAUAAUCUUCAUCAUGGAGAUUGGGUCAGGCAAGUUACUUACAGUGCAUCUUUAGAUGCUAUCAUUUCCAGUACAACCAACAAUACAAACACUGUGGUGCUGGCUUGGAGAGAGAAAUCAAAAAAGCCUCUUAAAAUGACAUCCUUCAAUGUUGCCGAGGGCAUUCAUGCUUUUGAUUACCACUCUCGGCUCAAUUUAAUUGCAACUGCUGGCAUCAACAAUAAAGUUUGCCUUUGGAACCCCUAUGUUGUUUCUAAACCGGUUGGUGUCCUCUGGGGUCACUCAGCCAGCGUAAUAGCUGUCCAAUUCUUUGCUGCAAGAAAACAACUUUUCAGCUUCUCCAAAGAUAAAGUUUUGAGACUCUGGGAUAUUCAGCACCAGCUGCCCAUCCAGAGGAUAGCUUGUUCUUUCUCCAAAAGUCAGGACUUCAGAUGUCUCUUCCACUUUGACGAAGCCCACGGACGACUUUUCAUCUCAUUUAAUAACCAGCUCGGAUUGUUGGCAAUGAAAAGCGAGGCCGGCAAGAGGGUGAAGAGUCACAAGAAAGCAGUCACUUGUGUUCUUUACAAUUCAGUCUUGAAGCAGGUAAUCAGCUGUGAUGAGGGGUCUACUGUUGCCUUCUGGAUGAUAGACACUGGGCAGAAAAUCAAACAGUUUACUGGUUGCCAUGGCAAUGCAGAAAUCAGCACUAUGGCCCUUGAUGCAAAUGAGACGCGGCUUUUGACUGGCAGCACAGAUGGGACCGUAAAGGUAUGGGACUUCAAUGGAUACUGUCACCACACCCUAAAUGUUGGGCAAGAGGGAGCUGUGGAUAUUUCACAGAUUCUGGUUCUUAAGAAGACAAUACUGGUUACAGGCUGGGAGAGGGCUAUUACUGUGUUCCGUCUACAAAACUUCAAUCAAUAUUUCAUCCAGCCUGAGAAAUGGAAAGGUGGAAUACAGCACUGUGAUGAUAUCUUGUGUGCUGCAUUUUUACCUCCACAAACUCUUGUUACAGGAAGUUAUGAUGGAGAAAUUAUUCUGUGGAACAACAACACAGAAAACGCUCACUACGUCCUUCACCCUGAUUACCAGAGGCUGCUAAAAUCAAAAUGGGAUGCAGAGCCUCAGAAGCUUCUCGGUGCUGGGAGGAGCCGCUCUGCCUGCCCCAGUGCAAACCAGGCUACCCUGGGACCCUGCUCCUUUGAGACAAACACCACAUACAAUAAUGCUGUUGUGAGGCUUUGCAUCCUUGAAGCAAGAAAAAACACUGCAGAGACAGGAGGAGCUAACCUGGUCUCAUGUGGAGGUUCUGGCUAUGUCAGGUUCUGGGACACAUUUAAGAAGCAACUUCUGGCUGAAUUUUUGGCUCAUGGUGGAGUUGGAUCCAUUAUUAUGUGUACUGAUAAGUCAAACCAAUACCUUGCCACAGGAGAUCUGGAUGGACAGUUGAAAAUCUGGAAUAUAGAGGAGUACUGUCUUAAUUCCAGUAAGAGCAAAAUCACACAGGCCCCAACUCUGAUAAGAUCAUUCCGACCUCAUGAAGCCCGGAUAAGUUCCUUAGAGAUGUGUAAGCCGGGCGGCCGCCUACUGAUUAUCUCCUCCUCUGCAGACUGCAGCAUUUGUGUGACUGACGUCUUCGGUGCUCCUGUCUGGAUCUUUGGUCAGGAAAAGCACUGGCAAAUUGAAAACAGUUUUUCCCUUCCUAAAAGGGAUACUAAUGUAAUGAAAAGUGAGAGUCAAGAAGAAAGCAUAAGAGAAAUUCCUUUACUUUCUAAGGAGGAAUCAUGUUUAGACCUACCAGAACAUUCUCUACUUGAUAAGAAAAACAAAGAUGGCUCCACAUACAAUGUCAGACCAUCAGAAGUCACAAAUUUAGGUAUAAAAUAUAAGGAAAGAAAUAUCUUGAAGAAAAAAACACAUAACCUUUACAAGGGAGAAUUUAUACAAAAAUCAUCCAGUGCAUUCAGGUCAUUAAGCAUCGGAGCCCUGAAAGAGCUGCCUGAAGUGACGAAACCAGCUUUUCUUUGGGACCCGGAGAAAUAUUUCAGGGAAGAGCCAAAGGAGGAGUGUUCCCAAAUUCCAGAGCCUCCAUUGCUCUCCGAAACUUUGAAUGCUGUAUUUGAUGAGAAAAACCUGUUCCCCAAAGAAAUUCUGGAUCGUGAACGAAGAGCCAAGCAAUUAUAUCAAGAAACAAGUAGUGAAGUGAAGAUUAAAAGAAAUAAGAAGCAAUUAUAAUUGAAACAAAAAUAAAUAUUUCAUUGUCACAUAAAAUAUGAAUAUAAAAUGCAGAGAGGAAUCAAGAA
Leopardus geoffroyi (Geoffroy's cat) is the source of this 3702-nucleotide messenger RNA. It is a transcript of the gene WDR49, whose product is annotated as WD repeat domain 49. The transcript has 18 exons. Lineage: Eukaryota; Metazoa; Chordata; Mammalia; Carnivora; Felidae. Bases 497 to 3634 code for a protein of 1045 amino acids. Gene Ontology annotation, molecular function: calcium ion binding; protein binding. The record is from RefSeq and is a predicted model, not a curated record.